This is a messenger RNA of Penicillium pulvis, 780 nucleotides long. RefSeq lists its product as uncharacterized. The transcript has a single exon. The coding region runs from base 1 to 780 and encodes 259 amino acids. The record is from RefSeq and is a predicted model, not a curated record. NCBI's taxonomy places the organism in Eukaryota, Fungi, Ascomycota, Eurotiomycetes, Eurotiales, Aspergillaceae.
AUGAAAACAAUGCGCAGCAAGAUCCUCGCCUACAUCAUCCUCCCACUCGGCGCAACAGUCUACGGUACCCACCUUGGCCUAAAUCACCUGGAAAAGAAAUAUCCAAACCGUCCCCUAACAACAGGGAGCAAAUUGCUGCAAACGCCAAACAAUACCCAAACUCAGCAUUGCCCAUAUACAGAUAUCUACUCUGCACGUAUCCCGCUACAAGCACUGGUGGCACGGCGCAACACCAACAGCAAAUCCCCCGACAAGAAUGCGCUUGAAGAUGCAUGGGCCCACUCAUUACUCGGAUCUCCACUCCUCAAAACAGAAGCAAGUAUCUUCGGUCUUCUCUCUCGCGGAACAUAUGAACCAGGAGAUCUCGGCAACACCGAAGCAGGAUUCAAGCCCGAUGCCACGGGUAAACCACGAAAGCUAAUGAAUGGCAUCAUGGAAGUUCAACGCCAGAGUGGCGUCGAUGAUGAUUCUAAUGGGCUGCUUAUUUCGUGGAAGAUGGCUGAUGAGCCGCGACUUUUCUUUGAGAGAAUUGCAAAGUGGGGAUAUCCUUGGCGUCUUAUGUCAGGUGGACGACAUGAGAUGAGCGUUUCGGAGCCGUUUGAGAUUGAGGGGAGGAGGUUUGUGGAGGUCAGAUUCGCUUCGGCGCAUGACUAUGAGGUUGUUCAGGCGGAGGGUUUGGAGCAGAAGAUUUUGCCUGAGUGGACGAAUCGGUUGCAUCGGGGGUUUGCGAGGCUUGUGCUUGAUUUUGCGGUCAGGGAGUUGGAGAAGAGUUGCGAUUGA